Torulaspora globosa is the source of this 951-nucleotide messenger RNA. RefSeq names its product PAQR-type receptor (gene IZH1). Lineage: Eukaryota; Fungi; Ascomycota; Saccharomycetes; Saccharomycetales; Saccharomycetaceae. Gene Ontology annotation, molecular function: signaling receptor activity. Bases 1 to 951 code for a protein of 316 amino acids. The transcript has a single exon. Gene Ontology annotation, cellular component: membrane. The record is from RefSeq and is a predicted model, not a curated record.
AUGAGUUCUACAACCACAAUUAAGCAAAGAAAAGGCACUACUGUGGAUGCGAAGAAGAAACACGAUGGCAUCAGUGCUGUGAAAGGUAGAAAAUUGUUCCAUUACCAUGAAUUGCCCGAAUGGCAGCAGGAUAACGACAAGAUCUUGACCGGCUACGUAGCGGAGACGAAGUCUGUGCUAAAGUGCCUCGACUCUUUGUCUUACUGGAACAACGAAUCUGUGAAUAUCUACACGCACCUAGUGUCGGCGAUAGCUUAUUUCGCUCUGCUGUUGUUCUUUACCGAUAUGCUGUUGAUUCCCUCGUUCCCCUCGACCACAAUGACGGAUUACAUCAUGAUAAACUUCUAUCUGCUCGGGGCGUUCGUGUGUCUGAUGUGCAGCAGCUGUUUCCACUGCUUCAAGCAGCACUCGAGCGCGCAGAGCGACGCCUGGAGCAAAGUCGACUAUAUGGGGAUUAUCGGGCUGAUCUCCUGUUCCGUGAUCUCGCUGCUCUACUACGGGUUCUUCGACCACGUUUUCUAUUUCAAGCUCUUCUCCGUGAUCACCGUCAUACUCGCCAUGGCCUGCAGUGCGUGUGUGCUGAGCGACAGAUUCAACAGCAAGAACAUGCGGCCCCUCAGGGCGAGCUUCUUCAUCACGUUCGCCUUCAGCUCCAUCUUCCCCAUCAUCACCGGCUUCUUCAAGUUCGGCAUGGCUGAAGUGUUCCACAGGGUCCAGCUGCGGUUUGUCGGUUGGGAAGCGCUCUUCUACCUAGGCGGAGCACUGAUAUACGGGUACAGGAUCCCAGAGACCUUUGCACCGGGCAGGUUCGAUUAUAUCGGCAAUUCCCACCAAAUUUUCCACGUUCUUGUGGUCCUGGGCUCGCUCUGUCAUCUGAGGGCGGUUCUGGGCUCCUACAUGUUUAUGCACUCGCACAUCAAUGCGCCAAACUUGCUCUCCUUGAAAGGCUAA